AAAUGAGGCAAAAUAAAUAAUCCUACCAAAAUCUUGUGAAAGAUGGAAGCCUAAUACUUUGUUUAUAAAAAAUUUUGAAAAAAAAAAAAUUAUUUACCACCAAUGAAAAAAAAAAGUAAAAAAUAAAUAAAUAAAGUUCAAGAGUAUUUUAUUUCGUCCCUCAAAAAUUCCCUUUUUGGCAUUACAAAAAAGAUAGACCAUAAAUAUAUUCAUGAAAAAGGCAGCACUUUCAAUAAGACAAGAAAAUAGAUAUAAACAACCAAUGCAGCCACAUAUUUACAUAUACCCACUCUAUCCUCAAAAUCCCCACUAAACACCACAAAAUGAUUUUAUCAGGCUGUAUUUCCAUAACCAAACCUGUUAUCACUCUUGCUUCUCUCUCUCAGAAUUCUUCUAAGCACACAGCACCCCGGAACCCUUCAAAGAUUACUCCUCCAAAAUCAAGCCACAAUCCGCAAAUUCAGCCCUCUAUUGCGGAGAUAGAACGAGCCAUUGGUGCUGGCAAAUACCGCGAUCAUGAUCCUGCUAGUAUAAGUGAUCCUGCAGAGAAGAAUAGUGUGUUCGAUGCAGUAUUAUCGAAUUCAGUAGGAAAGACAGAGGGCAAAACUGAACGAGCACUACGCGAAACUGGAGAGUGGAUGAAUGAACAAACUGAGAGAGCUGCUCGGUCAUCUGGAAAGAAAAUUUUAGAGGUUAUGUUUUUUUGGAUUGCACCUGCUUGGUUCCUCUUGUUCUUUAUUGCUACCGGUGCUGUUAAGUUACCUUUUACCUCUCCUGUUCUUGAUGACUUUCUCAUGUAAAUAUGAAUUACACAUUUUCUUUAAUACUAUAUCAUACCAUCAUAUAAAGAGAUUGCAAAUUGUGACAAAACUCGACAAUACGAUCUGAACUCUAUCAGUAUUUACUGAGAGACACAAAGCCAGCAUGAUGCAUAUACAAAUGAACUCUAAUUUGACUUGAUUUUUGUGCUUAUCUUACUUAUUGUUCUUUCAUGGAAUUUAAACUACGAAAGCUUAGAAACUUACACGUGUUCGGAGGCAAUUUGGCACUUGCUGCAUACAACUAAUAGUUCAGGGAUGCCUCUCAUUCCGCAUGUCUGGCACACACUCAUUCUUUCUGCAACCAACACUAUGAUUUAAGGCAUAAGAUAAGGCAUCAGCAAAGAGUAUUCUAAAACGUGAAGUAUAGUAGAAAUUUCUACCACGUUUGUUUGGUAGACAAAAAUAUUAUAAAGGAAGUUGCAUUGAAAAUCAGGGUUUCCUAAUACAAAUUUUGGCACUUUCUAGAAAAUGGAAUUACUUGGGUAAAAUAGAAACUUUAGAAAUAUUACUUUCUAUGUUCAAUCAAGCAAUCACUGGGAUAUUAGUACGGCUCUUAUUCAUCCCACUUGUAUUGUAUGAUCGGAGUACACAACUGUCAACUGGGCUGAGCCAAUUCAUGGACGGUCCAGUUCGGAUGCUCUUAGUUCAUGUCAAAAUUAGCCCGGCUAACAAGCUGGGUGUUCGAUAAACAGCCUUGCUCUAUGUGGACUGGUCCAAAUAGGCCGUGACCGGUAGCUAGGCUAGGUGUGCUCACUUUUCCUUUCUAGGAACCCCAAAUCUAAAAGAUCUCUUAACAUCUCUCCCUAUAUUAAGAGUAAUUCCUAAAAUUAUGCAAGCUAGCAACUUCAUUCAUUUAAUUCAUUAUAAUGUAGUUCACUUUCAAGAUACAGACCGUACCAGUUUACAUUUAUUACCAAUUUAAUGAGAAUAUCAUCUUCUUGUACUUCAAAUAAAGAACUUGUACAUUGUACUAGCAAGUAAUCCAUGCUUUGUGUCAAAAAAAAAAGAAAAAAAAAAGCAAGUAAUCCAUGCUAUGUUUUGUGUAAAAAAACAUUCAACAAAUAUGUGAGCUUUUAACAGCCACAUUUUCAAUUUAUGGGAUGUUCUUUCUUGCUUGAAUAUGGAUUUUAAGUAUAAUAUAUUCGGGUUGUAAUGAUCAGCCCAAGUAAUUAUAUAAUCUAUUACAAAGAUCUUAGAAAUUGAACUAAAUCCAUAAUUUCCUAUGUUUUAAGUAUUCAAUUUCUAGAUUAAAUACAAGAGAAAUGUAAUUUUACACCCUCUUACAUUCUUCUUUUCAUCACACUUUUUCACAUGUGCUUCUAGUAUGUUAAAGUGAAAGAACGUAAAAUGACAUUCGAGUGUAUGAUGGACCUACCUAAUAUUUUUCACACCUCUUGCAAAUUCUUUGAUCAAACAUGCCAUAAAAAAAUUUACCCAAAUUAUAUUCUUCAAACUUAAACAUUUCAUGAUGUUUGCUUUAAAACAGCUACCCAACUCUUGUAGGUGGGUAAUCCCAUUACCUCUUUUAUAGCAGUUAAAAAAAAAAAUAAAAAAAAUAAAAAAAUAAAAUUCAAAAUGUUCCUAAAAAAUUUGCAAAAUUAGAUAACAAAGUAAAAUAUUCAAGAAGAUUAUGAAGAAGAAACUGACCUUAAUAAAGAAGAAUUGAGCUAGUCUUUCUCUUGGGAACUUUAUUCUUAUGUUUUGUUGCAGCUUAAUAGGAAUUGAAAGAAACAUGAAAAGCAGUUGGAAAUGGCUUUAAAGCUUUCAACUAACCUUAUUUUACAGUAUUAUUGCAAAUUUGUGAGGGACUUACCUAUUAUAUAGUGAGUUAAAAAACUGAAAAUAGUAUGUCUUGCUACAUGAACCACUCGUUUUCCAUAAAUACUUAAUUUUUAUACAGCUUAUGGUAGUAAAAGGCUAAAAGCUGUGGAAGAAUAGAAUAUUGUACUUGUAUAUUUUUGCCUUUUGUGUGUGUGUGUGUUUUUUUUUUUUUUAAUUUUUUUUUUAUCUUUUAUUAUUAUUUUUUUAAUUUGGUAUACAUGGUGCUGUAAAGAGAGUUGUGAUGUAAACAAAAUUUUAUCUCUAAUUGUUUGGUUAACCAAUAAUGCGGGGAAGUUGAAAUUCAUGGGAAAUGAAAUUUUGAGUGGUUGUUUGGUUAGAAUUAAAAGGGAAUAAAAAUUUCUAGGAAUUUUGAUUUCCUACAAAACAUGGGAAUUUAUUUAGCUACUCUCUCCUUGGUCAAUAGAAAUUCAUGAGAAUUGAGAUUUCCUUUAUUGUCAACCAAACAAAUUAUGGCCGUUUCCUAGGAAAUAAAUAAGGUACUUACUUCUCAUGGGUAUAUAACUUCCUUGUGAACCAAACAAGCACUUAAUUCCCUUCUCAUGGGUAUUUUCACAACUUCUCAAAUUCUACUAUGGAGUACCUUUACGGAUCACUAGACUUAAACCAACUAAAUUAAUUAGUUUCACAAAUUGAUUUGAAAUCUCAUCACUUGUCAAAUAGAUUAUACAGUACAAUUUUUUUUACUCAUGAAUUAUUAUAUUUCCUAAUCUCUAAUUUACUUCCUGGAUUUGACCUCUACUUGCCAUUAAAUAAAAUGCCAAUUCAGUUGUUAAUCAAAUCAAAUUUAUAUCAACUAUAUCUGUGUAUCAUAUACAAAAAUUUCUAAUAAUUUGGAUUUCCUGUCAAUAAAAAACUGGAUGAUCACUUGAUCAGCUAAUUUCUUGUAAAUUUGCAUGACUGCAUCCACACAGAUAUCUCCCCUAAACAGAAUUAUUCAGUUAGUAACUUAAAUUGCAUUUAUCCUGCUUAUUCACAUUUCACAGUAACAGUGAUUGUAAACAAUACUACUUGCUUCUGCAUUCGAGGAAGUCUUAACAACAUUGAUCAUACAAGUUACAUGCUAACAACACAAAACACACAAGACUGCAAGUCGAAGCAAAAUCAACCUAUGUAAAAGAAGACUAAACCUUAGAAUAUUUGCUCUGCCACUUCUCCUGAUCUGAAGACCUUUUACAGCAAAAUGAGGUCCAGAAAAUUACGUUAGUAUAUUACAAGGGAAGUAAAAGAUACAAUGAUUCUCGAAUAUCCAUUGAGGAAUUAUGAGAUUAAUUAGUAAAAUGUUUUGCUAAAUAAAGUAAGGAGUAUCCACCAGUAGUGAAAAUAUGAUGAUAGCAAGCACUACCUUAUUAAGAACUAUCUAUGCAAGACUACUUAUGCAAGUUCUUGUGUAAUGUGUUGGGGGUUUCAGGUUCUGCUACAAAUGAUUUCAGGCCUCUGAAUCAAACAAGCAGCAUCGUGUCCCUAACUUGAAAAUUUGAGAGCUUUUCUUACGGUACUUAAAAUUUGUUUUACUGUUACUAACAAGUAACAACACGUUUCAGAAGUAAAAGUUUUUACUGAAACUAAUAGGAAAACCAGUAGACACUUCCCACAAACAAUUUACAGGAGCAUUUUUAUUAAAAAAAAGUUUGUUAUUUCUUAGAAUCAGCAUUAGGGAAUGAAGAGAUUGCUCUUGAAUAAAGCUCUAAUCAGUAGUUUGUUGGCCAAAUUCUUAAAUAUGACAAAUUUCUCACACAAAGUGUACUUAUACUUAGAAAAUUCUUGCAUCAGAAGUUUGAAACAAGUUACCACCAUAGGUUGCCAAACUACAUAGCAGGAAUCAUCAUACAUUACACUGCCAACAUACAGAAUAACAGAAGUAACAAGUAAACUAUUUAAUACAAGAAUUCUAAGCAAUCUGAGUAAUUUUCAAAACUUAAAUCAACCCUUACCAAUGAGUUUUUAAGAUAUAACUUUAGCACCUAAUGUUGUCUUUGCAGGAAAACAGAAGAAUUCUACAAAGACAGGUACUUCAGGUUUCGCUUUAAUAAUAUAUAUUGUCACAUGACCUACUCAUGAAAUCAUGAAGCAAAGAGAAAGCAUGAUGGUACACUAGAUGCAAUCAAAUAGAGGUUCUAGUAGAAAUCGAGAAGAUUCAGAGUUUUUUGUAAACGAUUAUCUUUUUUUACAAUGACUACAUAGACUGAGGAACUGAGCAGCUUUUGAGCUGAAUUAUUGACACUAUUGUUCUCAAACAAAAAAAAAGGGGUUUUUAUCCCCUAGACUAGAAUUCAUGUAGUAAAACUUGAGAAUGAAA
Chenopodium quinoa (quinoa) is the source of this 4959-nucleotide messenger RNA. RefSeq names its product probable NAD(P)H dehydrogenase subunit CRR3, chloroplastic. Gene Ontology annotation, cellular component: NAD(P)H dehydrogenase complex (plastoquinone); chloroplast thylakoid membrane. Bases 324 to 800 code for a protein of 158 amino acids. The record is from RefSeq and is a predicted model, not a curated record. Lineage: Eukaryota; Viridiplantae; Streptophyta; Magnoliopsida; Caryophyllales; Amaranthaceae. The transcript has 2 exons. Gene Ontology annotation, biological process: photosynthetic electron transport in photosystem I.